GGAGGCAGUGAUGCCACAGGCAGAUUGGCGGAGUCUGUGACCUGUUCCCCACCGCGCUGAGGCUCUGAAGCGCAGCAGCAGGUGCUGAGUGCUGGGCCCAGGCUGCCCCCCUGCCCUGCAGCCCAGAGCAGGGCUCCUGCAAAGACCUGUCAGCGCUGACCUGGAAGGGAAGGAAACGCCACUGGAGACACCAUGCGUGAGUGCAUCUCUAUUCAUGUUGGCCAGGCUGGAGUUCAGAUAGGAAAUGCAUGCUGGGAACUCUUCUGCCUGGAGCAUGGCAUUCAGCCAGAUGGCACCUUCAAGGAUCUGCACGAUAAAGCCAACAAUGAUGACUCUUUCAUCACAUUUUUCAAUGAAACGGCCACUGGGAAGCAUGUGCCACGAGCUGUAAUGGUGGACUUGGAACCAACCGUAGUAGAUGAAGUGCGGGCUGGCACCUUCCGGGAACUUUUCCAUCCAGAACAGCUGAUCACUGGAAAGGAAGAUGCAGCUAAUAAUUAUGCCCGUGGCCACUACACCAUUGGCAAAGAAAGCAUUGAUAUGGUGCUUGAUCGUGUCCGUAAACUGACUGAUGCCUGUUCUGGGCUGCAAGGAUUCCUGAUCUUCCACAGCUUCGGUGGGGGCACCGGCUCUGGCUUUACCUCCUUACUGAUGGAACGCCUCUCCGUGGAUUAUGGAAAGAAGUCCAAACUGGAGUUUGCCAUCUACCCAGCCCCUCAGGUCUCCACCGCUGUGGUGGAGCCCUACAACUCCAUCCUCACCACACACACCACCCUGGAGCACUCGGACUGUGCCUUCAUGGUGGAUAACGAGGCCAUCUACGACAUCUGCCGCCGAAACCUGGACAUUGAGCGCCCCACCUACACUAACCUCAACCGCCUCAUCAGCCAGAUCGUCUCCUCCAUCACCGCCUCGCUGCGCUUCGACGGGGCCCUCAACGUGGAUCUGACAGAGUUCCAGACAAAUCUGGUGCCCUACCCACGCAUCCACUUCCCCUUAGUGACCUAUGCCCCCAUCAUCUCCUCUGACAGAGCACAUCAUGAGCAGCUCUCGGUAGCUGAAAUCACCAACGCCUGCUUUGAGCCCAACAACCAGAUGGUGAAGUGUGACCCAAGACACGGGAAGUACAUGGCCUGCUGCAUGCUCUACCGUGGGGACGUUGUUCCCAAGGAUGUCAAUGUAGCAAUUGCUGCCAUCAAGACCAAGAGAACUAUCCAGUUUGUCGACUGGUGCCCAACAGGCUUCAAGGUUGGGAUCAACUACCAGCCUCCCACAGUAGUUCCUGGUGGAGACCUGGCCAGAGUUCAGCGAGCAGUCUGCAUGCUGAGCAACACCACGGCCAUUGCAGAGGCUUGGGCAAGGCUCGACCACAAGUUUGAUCUGAUGUAUGCCAAGAGAGCUUUUGUGCACUGGUAUGUGGGUGAAGGCAUGGAGGAGGGAGAGUUCGCAGAGGCCCGAGAGGACCUGGCUGCCCUGGAGAAAGACUAUGAAGAAGUCGGAACUGACUCAUUUGAAGAAGAAAAUGAUGGGGAGUAAUUUUAAAAUAUACUUUGUUCCUUAUGAGCUCGUAAUUGUCUCUGUAUCACUGCACUGCACAUGUCUAUGAUUAGGCUAUCCCUUUGAUGUUAUAUACUUAGGAGGGGUCAUAUAGAGACAUUUUUGUUCCAUAAAUCACAGGUAAAUUGUUGUGUAAGAUAUGAUCAGUUGUAGUCAUGCCCUACCACUCCCAGCAAUGCAAAAAGACUUGCUCUUCCUCCUUGCACAUUUAAUGUAAGCCUCCUCAAGGUCUAAAACACAUGCUAAACCCACUACAGUUCAUUAUAUGCAAGCUUAUAAUGGAGCACAUUGAGUCAGUAGAGUUUUCAAAGUUCAGAUUUGACAUACCUUCUCCUUUCACUUGUUGGUAUAUCAGAAAAACAGCAUCUCUGCUCUGUGCUCUAUUAUCCUCUCAUUGACCUUCAGCUGACUGACCUAAAAGGGACUUUUCAUUAUUUUCUGAAACACCAUUCCUGAUAAAGCAAACACACAGCAGAAAUGUUAAAGCAAUGCAAUUUUUCCACAUUUGGGGGAUAAACGUCUGUGUUGUGAAAAAAAUUAUCCUUUUUGGUUGGGUAGAGCUGCAGCAGGCAUAAGAAUUUAUUGCUUUGAAAUUGUUGAAACGAGAAAAUUAUCUCCUAAGAACAUUUCAGUAUUCCUUACUUGCCUGGAUUGUUCAUCCUCUGCAAGAAGCAACCUAUGCUUUAUCCAGCAGACCCCUGUGCCAGGUGUGACAAACUUUAUUAAGUGCCCCAUGUGCAAGUGAGACUGCAAUGCAGACAUUUGAAUGUUCACUCUAUAACUCAGAGUAGUGAACAAAGAUCUCAGAUUUAUAGGAUUCACAUCUUGCUGGGCAAUGCCAUUUGUUCUUGACUAGGAAACCCCUCAGCAACUUUUUAUCUAGGUCUAGGUGCCUGAUGGGAUGCACCCAUGAGUGUCAAGGUAGCUGGCAGAUGGCAUUGCAAGGCCACUCUUGAUAAUCUUUGAUUGAUCAUGCUGAUUGGGAGAAGUAACCAUAGACUGGAGGAAGGCAAAUGUCACUCCUAUCUUCAAAAAGCACAAGAAGGAAGACCCAGGGAACUACAGGCUGGUCAGCCUCAUCUCAAUCCCUGGGAAGGUGAUGGAGCAGCUAAUCCUGGACAACAUUUCCAGGUACAUGAACAAGAAGAAAAAAAAUCAGGUGUGCUCAGAAGGGAUUCACCAGUGGAAAGUUGUGCUUGACCAACUCAGUAACCUUCUAUGAUGAAACAGUUGGCUGGUAGACAAGGGGAGAGCCAUGGAUAUUGUCUACCUAGACUUGAAUAAGGUUUUCAAUACUGUUUCCCAUAAGAUCCUCAUAGAGAAGUUGUUGAAGUACAGGUUGGUUGAGCAGACAGUGAGGUGGACUGAAAAUUGGCUGAAUGGCCAGGCCCAGAGGGCAGUGAUCAGUAGCACAAAGUCUAGUUGAGGCCUUUAACUAGCAGUGUACCCUAGGGUCAAUACUUUGUCUAGUCCUGUUCAAAAUCUUAAUUAAUGCUCUGGGUGAUGGGGCAGAAUGUAUCCUUAGCAAGUUACAAAUGACACAGAACUAGGAGGAGUGGCCGAUACACCAGAGUUGUGUUGCCAUUCAGCGCGACCUGGAUAGGCUGGAGAAAUGGGCUGAAGGAACCUCAUGAAGUUCAACAAGGGGAAGUGCAAAGUCCUGCACCUGGGGAGGAAGAGCCCACCAAUAUACUCUGGGGGCCACCUAGCUGGAAUGCAGCUUUGCAGACAAGGUCCUGAGGGUUCUGGUGGACACAAAGUUGAACAUGAGCCAGCAAUGUACCCUUGCUGCAAAGAAGGCAAUGGUAUCCUGGGCUGCAUUAGGCAAAGUAGAUCAUAGAAUCAGAAUACCUCAAGUUGGAAGGGACCCAUAAGAAUCAUCUAGUCCAAGUCCCUGCUGCUCACAGAACAACCUAAAACUAAAUCAUAUGACUAAAAGCAUUGUCCAGAUGCUCCCUGAACUCUGACAGGCUUGAUGCCAUAACUGCUUCCCUGGGAAGCCUGUUCCUGUGACUGACCACCCUCUCAGUGAAGAACCUUUUCCUAAUGUCCAAUUUUAACUUCCUCUGAUGCAGCUUCAUUCCAUUUCCUACUGUUCUACCACUGGUGACCAGAGAGAGGAGACCAGCACCUUCCCCUCUACUGCCUCCCCUUGAGGAAGUUGCAGGCUGCAAUGAGGUCACCACUCAAUCUUCUCCAAGCAGAACUAGCUAAAUUACCUCAGUCACUCCUAGUAAGUCUUGCCCUUGAGGCCUUUUACCAGCUUGGUUGCCUUUCUCUAGACACACAUCAAUAGUCUGAUGUCCUUCUUACAUUGAGCUGCCCAAAACUGCACACAGUACUCAAGAUGGGGCCACACCAGUGCAGUGUAGAGUGAAAAAAUCACCUCCCUUGACUGGCUAGUGAUGCUGUGCUUAGAGAGGUUGAAGAAGGUGAACCUUCCAUUCUGCUCAGCACUAGUGAGGCCACACCUGUCCAGCUCUGGACUCCUCAGUACAAGUGAGCUAUGGACAUAUUGGAAAGAGUCCAGCAAAAGGCCACAAAUAUGAUUCAUGGACCGAAGCAUCUCUCCUAGGAGGAAAGGCUGAGAGAGCUGGGACUGUUCAAUCUGGAGAAGGCUCAGGGGGUAAUCUUACCAAUGUAUAUAAAUAGCUGAAGGGAGAGUGUAAAGAAGAUGGAGCCAGGCUCAUUUCAGUUGUGCCCAGAAGAUAUAAGAGGCAAUGGACACAAAGUGAAACAGUGCACAGUCUGUCUGAACAUCAGGAAACAGCUUUCUACUCUGUGGGUGACGAAGCACUGGCACAAGUUUCUUACGGAGGUCAUGGAGUCUCAAUCCUUGAGAUAUUCAAAAGUCAUGUGGAUAUGACCCUGGACAACUGGCUUUAGGUAGCCCUGCCUGAGCAGAGGUGUUGGACCAGAUGACCUCCAGAAGUCCCUUCCAACCUCAGCUAUUCUGUGAUUCUGUGAUCUUCUUCAUGUAGAGAUUUCUAUUUCUGUUGGCAGUUGCAUCUCACAGUGCAACAUCAGAUUGAACUUGUAUACUCUGUAUGCAUUAUAUGGAUUUAAUUAACCAGAUCAGUAAAUUACGAAAAUAUGAAGUCAUGGGAUACCAUAAAUGUCUCUGUUUAGAAAAACAUCCCUAUUCAAGAUACACUUGAUUAUGUACCUAAAAUGAAGCAAUAAAAGUACUACCCAACCUCA
Apus apus (common swift) is the source of this 4758-nucleotide messenger RNA. Its product is annotated as tubulin alpha-8 chain. Gene Ontology annotation, cellular component: cytoplasm; microtubule. The record is from RefSeq and is a predicted model, not a curated record. Gene Ontology annotation, molecular function: GTP binding; structural constituent of cytoskeleton. Gene Ontology annotation, biological process: mitotic cell cycle; microtubule cytoskeleton organization. The transcript is spliced from 5 exons. Bases 193 to 1536 code for a protein of 447 amino acids. Lineage: Eukaryota; Metazoa; Chordata; Aves; Apodiformes; Apodidae.